AUGUCUACCAUAUCCGAAAAACCGGCAAUUCACGACAAAGAUCUCGAACAUCAACGCUCGAGUAUCUCAGAUCAGCAAGACGUAAAAUUCGACAGGGGCAUUCCCAAUUGGCAAUGGUAUCUGGUUUGUGUUGGCAUCUAUGUUGGGGCCCUGUUAUACGGUAUGAGCUUUUCGAUCUUCCGGAGUGUCUUGAUAUGGUGGCUAACUGCCUAUCUGAANGGUCUUGAUACCACCAUCUCAGCCGACGUUCAAGGACCGAUCCUUGGAACGUUCGGGGAUAUCGAAAAACUUUCCUGGGUUGGCAUUGGGUUUCCCAUGGGAUCUGUGUCAGUCAUUCUGCUCGUCGGAGCUUUCUAUGCACUGUUCGAGAUUAAAUGGAUCUUCAUUGGCAGUCUCGUGUUAUUCGAAGCUGGUUCUGCACUCUGUGGAGCUGCACCCGAUAUGAACGCGCUGAUUGUUGGUCGAGUCAUAGCUGGUAUGGGUGGCGCAGGGAUGUACUUANNGGGUAGGGCGUUGACUUACAUCACGACCUUUACGAGCAANAAGGAACAACCCAUCUAUAACGCCUUAAUCGGUUUGUGCUGGGGUACAGGUAGUAUUCUAGGUCCGGUCGUUGGUGGCGGCUUUGCUGGCAGUUCUGCAACUUGGAGAUGGGCCUUCUACAUCAACUUACCCUUGGCUGCCGUCACCUCACCUGUCUACCUCUUCCUUAUGCCAACUCACAACCCAAGGCUAGACACUAGUACUAAGCAGAAGCUCACCACGAUCGAUUGGCUGGGUGCUUUCUUGUUUGCUGGCAUGUUCGCUAUAUUGCAAGUCGCUCUGACAUUCAGCGGCUCUUUGUGGAAGUGGAAUGAAGCUGGUCCGAUCGCUCUCUGGGUCGUGUUCUUCGUACUCCUGGUCGCCUUCGUUGUGCAGCAAGCCUUCUGUAUCGCCACCGUACCAUCGCGUCGUCUGUUUCCAGUCCACUUCCUGAAAAGUCGAACUUUGGUACUUCUAUAUACCGGAACGGCCGCAUCCUCGACUGGGCUUGCUCUCGGCGUCUACUACAUCCCAAUCUUCUUCCAAUUCACAAGGGGCGACUCACCAAUCAAGGCUGCUGUGCGACUACUACCUUACAUCUGUGUCUUCGUCGCAGCGGUGAUGCUGAGUGGUGGUCUNUUGCCAGUUCUCGGCCGCUAUCAGCCUUUCUGCAUCGUCAGUGGUGUGCUGUUGGUUAUUGGUGGCGCUCUGAUGCAUACCGUUCAUCUAGAUACUUCGGCAUCAAAGAUUUAUGGAUAUGAGGUCUUGAUGGCUUUCGGAGCAGGCAUGAGCAUGCAAGUAGCCUAUUCCGUUGCUGUCGCCAUUGUCGACAAAACCGAUACUCUGAAUGCAGUUGGGUUCAUUAAUGUGGCUCAGAUUGGGUCUAUCAGCAUUGGUCUCAGCAUCGCUGGUUGUAUGUAUCAGAACAUCGGGUUCGCCGACAUCAAGAACGCCGUGUCAGCAUACCACUUCUCAGAUGCUGAGAUUAGAGCCGCUCUUGGUGGUGCCCAUUCUGCCAUAUUGGCCAGUGGAGACAUGGAGCUCAAGCGCUUGGUACUCGAGGCUAUUGCUGCUACGCUUAGAGAUAUCUGGGUUCUUACUAUCGUGGCGGGUGCAGUUGCUCUUUUGAGCGGUAUAUUGAUGAAGAGGGAGAAACUUAAUCUAGAGAUGACCGCAGGAGGGUGA
Aureobasidium musti is the source of this 1707-nucleotide messenger RNA. The record is from the annotation of a GenBank genome assembly. Lineage: Eukaryota; Fungi; Ascomycota; Dothideomycetes; Dothideales; Saccotheciaceae.